Didymodactylos carnosus is the source of this 685-nucleotide messenger RNA. The record is from the annotation of a GenBank genome assembly. NCBI's taxonomy places the organism in Eukaryota, Metazoa, Rotifera, Eurotatoria, Philodinida, Philodinidae.
AUGACUUCUCAAACUCAAUGCACAGCUGGUGAACAAGGUGUAUUCAACUGCACUGGUUGUGAAAGUGUGUUGUGCAAAAAGCGUUUGCGAGACAAUGUGACAAUUGGCGUUCACGAAUUAGUAUUAAAUGAUAGAUGUCCGAUAUUUCAUGACGCUAAUUGUGAAAAAGUAUUUAUUAGUGUAGAAUUUUUGAAUUAUACUGAAGAACUCGAAACACCCUGUUCAUUACAAAAAUGUGAUCCAAAUGUGAAAUAUAGUUUCAAUUUCCAAAAAGAUUGCCCCAUUAAUGAUAAAGAGCAACGUCAACAUUUAGCAGAUCUUAUGGGACCAGAUUCUUCCGGAGAUAUCAAAUUUGUUGUUAUUGGUGAGCCACCUGAAAAUAAGCACGAUCUCAGUUGUGUCGAUAUUGGUUACGCAUGUGUGAAUGCCAAAAAAUUGUUGUGCAAUGAAACGGAUAUUGUCAAAAAAAAUAUUGAUGGUGAGACACGUUCCGUUGCAUUAAGAGAUCUAACGAGGAAAGUACCCCAACUGAUAAAUCGCUUUUUCAACGAAACUGAAUGGACUAUAGGUAGUCGACGAUGCUGAUUCCGAAUAUCACCAUGAAUGCUGCUGCUAGGCCUUCAAAGACCGGUCUUCUGGAAAACCAGUUUUCGAGAAACUCUAAAGAACAACCAAAAGCUUUCUU